GUGCUUGUAGUAAUGGCUCAUCGAGUGAACAUUGAAGGCAAUUGCAACAUUGGAGUCUUUUCUCUGCUAACCAACUCGUACUGUCUCGUGGGAGUCGGGUCCUCUCAAAAUUUCUACAGCAAGUUCGAAUCCGAGCUGAGUGGGUGCAUGCCAGUCGUCCACUCCUCCAUUGGCGAGUGUCGGAUUGUCGGGAGACUGGCAGUGGGCAACCGGCGAGGUCUUGUACUCCCCCCCGCCACCUACGACACCGAAAUUCAGCACUUCCGGAAUUCCCUGCCUGACUGCGUGGUGGUGACCCGCGUGGACGAACGACUAUCCGCCCUGGGGAAUGUCAUCUCCUGCAAUGACCACGUGGCAAUAGCACACCCAGACUUGUCUAGAGAAACAGAGGAGGUCAUUUCCGACGUGUUGGGCGUGGAGAUCUUCCGCACGUGUCUUGCUGAUGAACUGUUGGUGGGCACAUAUUCCGUGCUCUCAAACAAGGGGGGAAUUGUUGGCUGCUCUUCUGACUGUGUUUAG
This is a messenger RNA of Octopus sinensis (East Asian common octopus), 519 nucleotides long. Its product is annotated as eukaryotic translation initiation factor 6-like. Gene Ontology annotation, cellular component: cytosol; nucleolus; preribosome, large subunit precursor. Gene Ontology annotation, molecular function: ribosomal large subunit binding. Gene Ontology annotation, biological process: assembly of large subunit precursor of preribosome; maturation of 5.8S rRNA; ribosomal subunit export from nucleus. The record is from RefSeq and is a predicted model, not a curated record. Lineage: Eukaryota; Metazoa; Mollusca; Cephalopoda; Octopoda; Octopodidae. The transcript has a single exon. The coding region runs from base 13 to 519 and encodes 168 amino acids.